This is a messenger RNA of Plenodomus lingam JN3, 1974 nucleotides long. RefSeq lists its product as uncharacterized. Gene Ontology annotation, molecular function: protein binding. Lineage: Eukaryota; Fungi; Ascomycota; Dothideomycetes; Pleosporales; Leptosphaeriaceae. The record is from RefSeq and is a predicted model, not a curated record.
AUGGCAUCUCAUGAUGACCACAAUACUAUUUUCCUCACAGAACAAGAGACGGAACGAAUAUGUAAAACGGUCAAAGAAAGGGCAAAACAGUGUUCAGAUCAAAGCGGAAAUGCACGCAGUCCCAGAGACAAGACCGCUGCCAUUCAGCAAGCAACUGGUGCCUCACUCAUGGCUGACAUGGGAGGUGCUCCGGAUCCUGACAUGGCGCAGACUCGAGGCCGAGGGGGUGACAGUAUACCAGUCCUUGUUGUCGGACAACCGUAUUCACCAUGCAGACUCUCCUUAGGUGACCUACAGCCAAUGAAGCUCGCUGAACUUCGCAUGGACACUCACCAUCGAGGGCGGCAGCUCCGCAUCAAAAGAGUGAGCCCCGUUGUCGAUCUUGCGGCUAGAUCUUGGGCUAUGGUCCAAGACGAAGACGGCGAAGACACGGAGCGGCUGGAAGUGUGUCUGCAUAAAUUGCGCCAUGGAGAAGAUAUACUCGAAUCUAGCAAGCGCUUCGUCAUCAAAGACCCUUAUUUUACUUUGACUGAUCAGGGAGAACCAACACUGAGAAUCGACCAUCUGUCAGAUCUGGUCAUUUGCCACGAAGACACACAAUCUGACCUCAAAGAAGCCACGGCCGCGGAAAAGGCAGCCGUUGCUUGUAAAAACAGGGGAAAUACAGCACUCAAGCAACAAGAUCUUCCUCUAGCUCACAAAGAGUACACCAAUGGACUCAGCAUUGCAAGGCAAGACCUCGUAUCAGAAAAGAAUCCAGAUCUUGCAAGGGACAUAUCUCGCAACCGCGCCUACAUCAACCUCCUAUUAGAAUCGUACGACGAAGCCAUCACAGACGCACAGGCCUCGCUUACUGGACGAGAGGACCAACGAUCAAAAGAACUCGACGGCAAAGCGCAGUAUCGCGCUGGCUGUGCAGCAUAUAAUCUAGGCAACUACGAGCAAGCCAAGCGGUUCUUCGAGGCACAACAAAAUCUCUCUCCCGACGACAAAGACGCAAAAAAGGAACUGAAACGAAUUGAAAAGCGGAUGCUCGAGGCGGAAACCGGCUCCUACGACCUCAUCAAGAUCCGAAGCACUCUUUCCCCAAAGCACCCACGUGUAGACGCCGCCACUUUCACCAUAAACACUGAAAUCAAAGACAGCCCUGGACGCGGCCGCGGUCUUUUCGCCACUCGCGACUUGCGCGCCGGAGAAAUCAUCAUGGGCGAGAAGCCGCUAUGCGUGGUGUGGGGUCACGAAAGCGAGGCCUUCACCGCCAUGACCUACGACCUGCGCGACGACAAGAUCCGCUUCUCCCCCGUCGGUCUCACAAAAGCCAUUGUGCAAAAAUUGCACAGCAAUCCCUCGCUGAUCAAACCCGUCAUGCAACUCUACUCCGACUGGCAAGACGAUGGCGAAACAGCACCCGAGCAGACUGCCCAAGGCCCCAUCGUCGACGUCUUCCGUGUCCACGACAUCAUGUCCCGCAAUGCGUUCCACCCUGGUAACCAAUUUGGGCACGAUACGGCGCGGACCCCUAGCACAGGUCUCUGGGUGCAUGCCGCAUAUGUGAACCACUCGUGCGUGGCCAACGCCAAAAAGGAGUAUUUCGGAGACUUGAUGCUGCUGCGCGCCACGGCACCCAUCAAGCAAGGCGAGGAGAUCUUCCACUGCUACCAGGACGCGCUGAACUAUGAGGCGCGGCAGGCAGCGCUGUUGACAACAUGGGGGUUUGACUGUGGGUGUGGGCUUUGUGUGGCGGAGAGGGCGGAUGGGAAAGAGCUGAGGGAUAAGCGCAUGCAGCUUGCGGGGGAGGCCGACGCGUUUGUAGAGAAGACAGCUUGGGCUGGGGCAAAGAGAUUGGCUAUUAGAAAGGCGCAGCGGCUGGCACAGGCAAUUGAGGAGACCUAUGAUGCGGAGAGGUAUAGGGGUUUGCCGAAGAGACAUGGGGAGAAGAUUCAUGCAUGGGUUUCAAAGGCAAGUCCACGAUGA